Molecule: messenger RNA, 473 nt
Organism: Orcinus orca (killer whale)
Lineage: Eukaryota; Metazoa; Chordata; Mammalia; Artiodactyla; Delphinidae
Gene: C15H22orf31
Product: chromosome 15 C22orf31 homolog
Source: RefSeq, a predicted model, not a curated record
CUUCUCUGCUUUCUUCCUGGCUACAGUAAAGAAAGUUCAAAGGAGAAAAAAGGAACACUCUGCCAAGAUCUUGAGAGCAGAUAUGCUGAACAUGUGGCUGCCUCCCAAGUGCUACCCCGGGACAUUGGGACAGUGUCCUGGAAGGGCCGACUCACCUCACUUCCGGAAACCAGGAAGAGACAGCAGCUGUCGGAGGAUGCAUUAACCACCCAUGGCCUCUGCACAGAGGGCCACUGGGCUCUGCACCACACGGUGGUGGAGCCAAUGCUGUGGAACCCUUCAGGGACCCCCGAGAGGUACACUUAGGAGCUGGGCAAGGCCAUCAAAACAAAGCCCUGGGAGGCUCUUUGCAGCCAGGCUGCCACCCCUGAAGGUGCUCAGAAGGACCCACUGCCAGGCAGGAAGAGGCCAGAGGUCCACGAGGAGCAUGCUCCCAAGAAAUGGCCCAAGUCAAAGAGCGAGAAAUAGGGACA